AUGUCAAGCAAUUUAACGGCAGAGCAGCAGCGUAAAAUUGAAGAGAACAGACAGCGAGCAUUGGCAAGGAGAGCCGAGAGACUCGCUCAGACAAGUCGGCAACACGAUCCUAUACCAGUUCAAAACAAACCACCUACUACCCAGCAUGUCACAGCUACGAACCGCAGCUUUUCGCAUACCACCGCUGGACCCUCAAGAUACAGCCAGUCCUGUACCAAAACACCGGAAGAGCCUGGACAUAAUAUGGCUGCAAAUAAUACGAGACAGAUAAAACUUAUCGACCCCCUUCCUGUAUCUAAGGCGUCUCUUCAAUGCACAGAGAUUGAUAAGGCCUCCAGUUUUAAACCUCCUGCAUCAAAGCCAGACUCCACCACAAAGCCAGCUUUCAAAACUGAUCAUUUUUAUGGACAGGUUGUCAAAAGUCCUGUUCAGACUUCAGAUAAAAAGUCGUCCGUAGCGUCGGAUGCUUGCAAGUCUGUGAAAACGACCUCUGUAUCUGUGAGAGGAAGGUGUGUAUCGCACACGUCUGAUCGCUUCAGAGUGGAAGUAAGCUACCACGCAGAGCUCAUUGCUGUUUUUAAAGGGAUUCCCUCCAGAAAUUAUGAUCCAGCCACCAAGAUGUGGAACUUCAGCCUAGUGGACUACCAGCAAUUGAUGGAAGAAGCCGCAAACAUCCCGUCUGUGUCUCUAAAGCCUCUGGAUGGCAUGGAGGGAUUGGACGUUGCCAUGGCUACGAGUCGCUCCCGAGAUGCUGCGGCCUUGGGUGCUUUAAUGAGGAUGUGUCAAGGCUGGCAGAAACCAGGGGCCAGCGUACAGGGUCGAUGCACGCUAAUCUCCCGCUCACGUUUUGAGGUUGACAUUGUGUACCACGUGGAUAUCAUCGGCAUUUUUAAACAAAUGCCCUCUAAAAAUUACGAAAUGAAGACAAGGAAGUGGAAUUUCUUGCUAGAAGAUUACAAAAAGCUCAUGGAGGCUCUUAACGCGAUCCCGUCCGUGGAGGUGGAACCGUUACCGCGUGCUGUGAUCCAGGCUUUCUCCAGUCAGUUUGAGAAGAGUCAGUCUAAAGCACCAGAGAUCCCAGAAGCUGAUCUCUCCAGCAUAGACUCCACACUGACCAGAAGUCUCAUGCCUUUUCAGAGGGAUGGGGUAAACUUUGCAGUGUCCAGAGAUGGCAGACUACUCCUCGCUGAUGACAUGGGCCUGGGGAAGACGGUACAAGCCAUCUGCAUAGCUGCAUAUUACAGAAAAGAGUGGCCUUUAUUGGUAGUGGCACCUUCAUCCGUACGCUUCACAUGGGCAGAGGCUUUUAGGCGCUGGCUGCCCUCUGUGGAACCUGACAGGAUCAACGUAGUGGUGAAAGGGAAAGACAGCCUCCGUGCUGGCCUCAUUAACGUGAUCAGCUACGACCUGCUCAAUAAAAUAGACAAACAGCAGCUAGUCAACCCCUUCAAUGUACUUAUCAUGGAUGAGUCACACUUUCUGAAAAACUCAAAAACAGCCCGCUGUAAAGCUGCUCUUCCGUUGCUAAAGGCAGCGAAGAGAGUGAUCCUGCUGUCGGGGACCCCUGCCAUGUCUCGCCCGGCUGAACUCUACACCCAAAUCCUGGCUGUUCAACCCACAUUGUUCCCACGCUUCCACGAGUUUGGGAUGCGUUACUGUGAUGCCAAACAGCUUCACUGGGGGUGGGAUUACUCAGGCUCGUCAAACUUGGGGGAACUGAAACUGCUGCUGGAGGAAUCGCUAAUGCUACGACGCCUUAAGUCUGAGGUUCUGUCCCAGCUCCCUGCCAAGCAGCGCAAGGUUGUCACUGUGACCACAGAUGGCAUCAACUCCCGCACAAAGGCUGCACUCUCUGCCGCAGCCAAAGAGCUUGCCAAGGGCCGUCACAGCAAAAUGCAAGAAAAGGAGGCCCUUCUAGUUUUUUACAACCACACAGCGGAAGCAAAGACCCGUGCGAUUAUGGAGUAUAUAAUGGACAUGCUGGAGUGUGGACGAGAGAAGUUUCUGGUGUUCGCCCAUCACAAACAAGUUCUGGAUACUAUAACUAAAGAGCUUGGUGAAAAAGGAAUCAGUUUUAUCCGCAUCGACGGAUCCACGCCGUCUGCGGAGAGGCAGGCGCUUUGUGACAAGUUCCAGUUCUCUCAGAAGAGUUGUGUGGCUGUGCUCUCCAUUACCGCUGCUAACAUGGGCCUCACGCUUCACUCUGCCGAUCUCGUGGUCUUUGCUGAGCUCUUCUGGAAUCCAGGGGUUUUGAUUCAGGCCGAAGACCGAGUCCAUCGCAUUGGACAGACCAGUAAUGUGGAUAUCCACUACCUUGUAGCCAAAGGGACUGCUGAUGACUACCUCUGGCCCAUGAUCCAGGAGAAGAUGAAUGUUCUAGAACAAGUUGGCUUGUCUGAAUCCAAUUUAUCAGAAAACGCAGAGUCUGCCAGCUUCCAUAGCAAGGACCCUAAGCAAAAGACCAUCACUGAGAUGUUCCAGAGAUCAUUCUCAGAGGAGGAUCUGGAUGAAACUGCUUUACUGGAGGCGGUGAAUGAUUGGGAGAACACUGAACAAGGAAGCUCCUCUGUCCAUGGAGAAGAUCCCUCCUCAGAGAGCCCAAACAAAAAAAGACGCCUCGACCAAAACAUAGGCAGAUAG
This is a messenger RNA of Chanos chanos (milkfish), 2640 nucleotides long. Its product is annotated as SWI/SNF related, matrix associated, actin dependent regulator of chromatin, subfamily a-like 1. The transcript is spliced from 17 exons. Gene Ontology annotation, cellular component: nuclear replication fork. Gene Ontology annotation, biological process: DNA repair; replication fork processing. The record is from RefSeq and is a predicted model, not a curated record. The coding region runs from base 1 to 2640 and encodes 879 amino acids. NCBI's taxonomy places the organism in Eukaryota, Metazoa, Chordata, Actinopteri, Gonorynchiformes, Chanidae. Gene Ontology annotation, molecular function: ATP binding.